UGCGUCGUCGAUUGGGUCCAGCGAGUUGGUUCGAUGUGGUUGCUACAUGCGCAGCCAUCUCAACCUCUCUCCGGUGGCUUGGUGGUGCACGUUACUUGGUGGUAAUUCUCGUCCGAUGUGGAUGACCUGAGCUAGCUGCGGUGGCCGGCGUCUUGUGACAACUCGAAACCCUAUCCCCUAACCCCCUGAGGUUCUUGCUCAUAUAAAAUGAGUGCCCUGUCUGCCCCAGCACGGUUAUGUUCCCUUUUCUCCUCUCUACCCACGUCAACGGCAAACCGGACUUCACGAUGAAAUUCCAGACGCUUAUUCUGGCUGUGCUUAGCCUCACAAUCGGCGUCAAUGCCUACUGGCUCGAAGACAUAGCUCACCAAGGUGUCGCGCCCUUCGCAGGCAAUGGAUAUACUGUGUUCCGUAAUGUGAGGGACUUCGGGGCCAAGGGAGAUGGAAGUACGGACGAUACUGCGGCUAUCACGGCAGCCAUGAAUACUCCCAACAACAGAUGCCUGCAGGGAUGCGCCUCUACUACGACGACGCCGGCGAUAGUUUACUUCCCGGCCGGGACAUAUGUCAUCUCGUCUUCCAUCGUCCCUCCCUACUUUACUCAGCUAAUUGGCGACCCGAACAACCGUCCCGUCUUCAAAGCUACGCCUAACUUCCAGGGCUUUGGGUUGAUCGACGGUAACCCGUACUACACGGAGAACUUGAACUGGGUAUCGACAAACGUGUUCUAUCGUCAAAUUCGGAACUUUGUCUUUGACACUACUAAUAUCGCGCCGGCGACGCCGGCAACUGGUAUCCACUGGCCGACUUCGCAGGCAACUAGCUUGAUCAACAUCGAGUUUAACAUGCCGACGGAUCCCAGUGUCGUUCACGUGGGACUGUUUAUCGAGAGUGGCUCUGGCGGCUUCAUGAGCGAUUUAACCUUCAAUGGAGGCGCGACAGGAGCCUCCAUGGGUAACCAGCAGUAUACGAUGCGUAAUUUGGUCUUCAACAACUGCAAAACUGCCAUUAUUCAACUCUGGAACUGGGGCUGGACCUACAUCGGCCUCAAGAUCAACAACUGCCAGACCGGAAUCGAUAUUACGGCCGGAGGCGCCGACAGCCUCGAUGUGGGCUCUGUCACAAUUAUCGACAGCACUUUCACAGACACCUCGGUCGGCAUCACGACUGCUGUCCAGCCCGGUUCCAAGCCCGACACGGCUGGUAGUAUCAUCUUGGAGAAUCUGAAUCUCCGGAACGUCCCUGUCGCAGUCAGGGGUCCAAGUGGAACGCUCCUCGAAGGAGGCUCCACGACCAUUGCCGGGUGGGGCCAAGGCCACCAGUACACCCCCGACGGGCCCAGGACGUUCCAGGGCGCCAUCACUCCAAACAACCGGCCUGCCUCUCUCCUUGGUGACGACGGCUAUUAUUCUCGAUCAAAGCCCCAGUAUGAAAACCUCGCCGCAUCUGACUUCGUAAGCGCUCGAAGUUCUGGAGCUAGAGGUGAUGCCUCGGCCGACGAUACUGCGGCGCUGCAAUCUGCCAUCAACAAUGCGGCUUCUAGUGGGAAGGUCCUCUUCCUAGAUUAUGGGCUUUACAAAGUCACCAAUACCCUAAACAUUCCCGGGGGCACCAAGAUCAUUGGAGAAGGAUAUCCCGUCAUUAUGGGUAGUGGAUCCUUCUUUGGAGACAUGAAUAACCCUAAACCCGUCCUGAAAGUGGGAUCUCAAUCGGGAGAAGUUGGGAAAGUGGAAUUUACCGACUUUGUCAUAGGCACUCAGGGGCCUACGCCGGGCGCCGUGCUGAUCGAGUGGAAUCUCGCCUCGUCUGGCGCUCCCAGCGGUAUGUGGGAUGUCCACGUUAGAAUCGGAGGGUUUACCGGGUCUCAGUUCACCAUCGCCGAAUGCUUGAAACAGCCGGGAUCCGCCAAUAUCGACCCCAAAUGCAUUGGCGCGUACAUGAUGAUGCACGUCACGUCGCAGGCCUCGAACUUGUAUAUGGAGAACACAUGGCUAUGGGCCGCCGAUCACGACAUCGAAGACUCUACUAAUACUCAGAUUACUAUCUACUCGGGCAGGGGUCUCCUCAUCGAAUCCACAGUCGGAAACAUCUGGCUUGUCGGCACGGCGGCUGAGCACAACCACCUGUACAAUUACCAAUGGGUCAACACGAAGAACAUAUUCGCCAGCAUGCUCCAGACGGAGACUCCGUACUACCAGCCGCUGCCGGAUGCCAUCAAACCCUUCCCCGUAGUAGAAAGCUUGAACGACCCUGACUUUUCCGCUUCUUGUAAUGGCGUCGCGGGAAACUGCGCCAACGCAUGGGGACUGAGGAUUAUCGACUCUUCCGACAUCUUCGUCUACGGGGCCGGCCAUUACUCGUUUUUCAAUAACUACAGCACUACUUGCUCUACGGUGGAGGCCGGAGAGAACUGCCAGUCACGGAUCGUCUCGAUCGAGGGUUCGACCAGGAACCUUAACAUCUAUGCUCUCAACACGAUCGGCUCGCUGAGCAUGAUCGACAGGGAGGGCACGAGCCUGGCUAAGUGGCAGGACAACAUCAAUGUGUUCCCCGCGAACAUUAUGCUGUUCCGAACCGGCUAGAGCGCGUCCGCACCAUGCCAUAUGGAUCCGCGUUCCAUCGGCGCCUUCUAGUACGACAGACGGGACGCUAUCCCUUAGUUAGAGUUAUGGAAGCGAUAGAGGCCUAGGGGGAGAUGACAAUCGAAUGUCGAUGUGCGGGAUCCGUGGGCUACCGCGGCAUGACUGGCUCGGCGGCAGCGUAUCUUUCGAUGUAUAUAUCCUUUUGCUUGCGCAAAUAC
Molecule: messenger RNA, 2800 nt
Organism: Durotheca rogersii
Lineage: Eukaryota; Fungi; Ascomycota; Sordariomycetes; Xylariales; Xylariaceae
Product: glycoside hydrolase family 55 protein
Exons: 11
Coding region: 237-2582 (781 amino acids)
Molecular function (GO): polygalacturonase activity
Source: RefSeq, a predicted model, not a curated record